AUGACAACACCAAGGCCGCCAUGGCCGGGAACCGGAACUUUGGAGCUACCAAUGUCCACGAACAUUGUUAUCCGCGGUUUAUUGUCAGGCAGUUUUAAGGCAGAUGCUAAUCUCGAUAAUGCAAGGACGGACGAUGCAAUCAAGGUUCGCGCUACUCUUAAGGUGGUUUCCAGACACAUUGAGGCCAUUAACGCGCUGUCGGCGAAGACGUCAGCACAUAAGAUCAACGAUCUGCCGGGGGAGGAGACAAGCAAGAAGUCAUCAGUGGACGUGAAUACGGGGGUCAAUCUGACAUCGGCGAGCGAAGCUCAAGGAAAGGGCAAAGAGGCGGUCAAGGAGGCGGAUGAAGAGGAGGGUUACCUCAGUGACGACCCUGACGAGUGUCAGGACCCGGAAGCGGUUUCCCCAUCGCAUCGCAAGGGGGGUUCGCCAUUAAACUGCUUAUCCCGUACAAGUGGAUCGAGGAAGUCCCGCCUGACGCCGACAUGGCUCUCUAAGGAGCGUUUCGGCCGGGUCCAUGUGGUUUUUGUGCACGCUGCGGAUGCGAACUUCAUGUGGAGCAGGAAAGUGGAGCAUGUGACAAUGACCAAUGUGCGUCUGAAUCUCGGAUGGCAGCACCCGGAGAACCAGGAAUACCUGAAGGAGCGGUCGAUGAAGCCGGGCGCCAUCGAAGUGUUGCUGAGAAAUGUUCCGGCUGUCAUCACGCCUGAGAUGAUCCGGAAGAGCCUGGUGACGGCCACCCUGCUGAAGCGCAAGCGUUCGGCGUUCCUGGAGGGUUCGGCUUUUCACAGGGUGGUGGACCCGGUUACGGGCUCAGACACGGAUAAGAUCAAGGGGUUGGUGUACCGCCACCCCGGGGAUAAGUAUAAGUGGUGGCACAGGGUGACGGAUAAGAUUCAUGGGACAGAUCUGCUAGUCUCGUUUCCCGCACUCACCUGCUCGUUUUGCAACGGCAUGCACAUGUCGUGUUUCCAUGAUGAGUAUGUGACGGAACGGCAUGACAACUUUACGAAGUGGAACCUGCCGCUGGCGCGGGUGCACGAGAUGAAUGAGCUGAGACCAAGUGCAUGUGCAACGGCGAGUGCAGAGAAGGGUGCAGGAGGAGUGGCGAUUGUGGCUUUUCGGAAGCACAUCCGUUUCACGGAGGUGAUGGCUCACCAUACGGGGAGGCUGCUAGGGGUGACGGUGGAAGGAGGAGAUACAAAGUUCCGCUUGAUAGCGGCUUACCUCCCGGCACAACCGGGCAAGCGGACGAAAUUCCAUGUAGAGCACCUGGUCCCUUUUGCGCGAGCCCAGCCUGUUGGAGCGCACCUGGUGCUGGUAGGGGACCUCAACAUCAUUGCGGACCCUGACCUGGACAGGUCAUCGAACACGGGUUCCAGUAGGGAAAAUCAGCGGUUGCUGGAGGCAUGGUCAACCUUUGACCUCCGAGAUGCCUUCUGGGCGCUCAAUCCUGGGGAGAGACAGUACACGUUCAGAGCAAGGCCAUCGGACACCAGAUCCAGAAUUAACAGGGUGCUGGUGUCAACGUCGUUCCUGGGCCAAUUGCUGGAAGCAAGCCACCAGUGGGUGCCGAAGAAGCUGUCAGAUCACCAGUUUGCAAUCCGGGUCAGCCUCGCUUUCAAGUCAUCACAUACCAGUGGACCUGGGAUUUGGAGGCUGCAGGCAACACGAGUAAAUCGGAGGGGAGUCAGAGCGGUAAUACAGAAGGUUCUGGGUACUCCAAACGGGCGGAGCGGACGGGCGCUGGAGCAGAUUCUCCCACGCCUGAGCGCGGCUUUGCGGACAUACGAAAGGGAGGAACGCAAGCAGGUCGCAGCAACGAGACGUCAUCUGGAAGCAGAGAUCACGAGACUCAACCAUCUGGUCAUGGCGGGGCCCACGGAAGCAGUGAUCAAAGAGAGGUUGCUGACCAUGGAGGCACAGCUGGAGGGAUACCAGGAGAGCGAGAGGGAAAGGUUACAGGUACUGGCAGGGCUGGAUCUGGAAAUGCACGGUGAAAUCCCGUCCCCGUAUCUGUCGGCCAAAGUCAAGAUGAGGAAAGACAAAACGAUCAUCAAGGAAGUGCUGCACAUGAGGAAACGUUUUUACGGCUCACAGGAGGUGCUGAAGGCGGCGGCUGAUCAUUUUCGGGAAGCAUUCAAGAAGCAUACGGAAGCAGAGGCGAGGAAGGGAGACACAGUAGAGGUGCCCAGGCGGUUACCGGAAGAGGCGGCGGAAAGGCUACGCGCCCCAUGGUCGGAGGAGGAGAUUAAAGAGGCGCUAGUAGGCUUACCGAGGGGCAAGUCGCCAGGUCAGGACGGCUUACCACCAGAGCUGUUUAAGGCGCACUGGGACCUUCUGGGAGGGCCGCUGGUGGAGUUCGCAAGGAGUUUCGAGAGAACAGGUCUUCUGGACGAGUCGAUAACCACGGCGGUGACGGUCCUGCUGCAUAAGAAGGGGCCGACGGAUCAGUUAGGCAACUACAGACCGAUCACGCAGCUGAGCACGAUCUAUAAAGUACUGGCGAAAUUACUGGCAAACAGACUCAAGAAAGAGCUGCACCAGAUAAUAUCCGAGGAUCAGCACGGGUUCAUACCUGGGAGGUGCCUGGCAGACGCGGUAGCGGUGGUAACUGACGCGGUGGAUGCUGCAGACAAUGGAGGGGACGACUGGUUCCUCCUCCUGGUGGAUUUUCAGAAAGCAUACGACACAGUGGCAAGGCCAUACCUCUUCAACGGCUGGUUAGGAGAACGGGUGGAGAUGCAAAGGGGCGUGCGGCAGGGAUGCCCGCUGGCUCCAUAUCUUCUCCUGUGCGCGCUAGAGCCGCUAUGCUGCAAAAUCAAAGAGAAGGGACUGAGGGUGAGCGCGGAAGGGGCGGAGGUGCUGUCGUACGUCGGGUACGCUGACGAUACAACAUUGAUCCUGAAGGGAGUGGAACAGCUGAAAGAAGCAGAGAUGAUUUUGGAGCAGUUCGGGGAGCUGUCAGGCCUGAAGACCAACAAAGAUAAAUCGGUGAAGAUGGCAUACCGGAGCGCCUGCUAG
Closterium sp. Yama58-4 is the source of this 3024-nucleotide messenger RNA. The record is from the annotation of a GenBank genome assembly. Lineage: Eukaryota; Viridiplantae; Streptophyta; Zygnematophyceae; Desmidiales; Closteriaceae.